AUUAUCGGCUGCAGAAAGAAGCUAGUGGCGAUCAUGGCGAGUCAGCCCGGAGCCGCUCUCCGCCUUGUGCUGCUGAUCAGUGGGAUCCGAACCGGUCUGCUGCAGCCAGGAAGAAGUUCUGGUUUUCACACCUCCUCAGAAAACUACCCCUUGGCUUCCUCAUUUCAGGACCAACUUCGGAAUUCUGGGGAGUCCCAGAACCUGGUGACAGAAAAUGUGACUGUGGUAGAGGGGGACGUGGCCAUUAUCAGCUGCCGGGUGAAGAACAACAUUGAUGACUCUGUUAUCCAGUUGCUGAAUCCAAACCAGCAAACCAUCUAUUUCCGUGACUUCAGACCUCUAAAGGACAGUCGGUUCCAGUUGGUAGAAUUCUCUAGCAAUGAGCUACGUGUUUCGCUAUCUAAUGUUUCCAUCGAGGAUGAGGGAAGGUAUUUUUGUCAGCUGUACACCGAUCCCCCACAAGAGGCGAUCACAACCAUCACAGUUCUAGUUCCCCCACAUGACCUAGUGAUUGAUGUUCAGAAGGACCUGCAUAAGGAGGGAGAAAAAGUAGAAAUGAAUUGCACAGCCAUGGCAAGCAAGCCAGCGGCAACCAUACGAUGGUUUAAAGGGGAUCAGGAACUGCAGGCUGGCAGGACUGAAGUGGAGCCCCUGGGAGAUAAGAUGUUUCGUGUGCACAGCCAGAUCUCACUCAUUGCACUGCGAGAAGAUGAUGGGGUUCCCAUUGUGUGUCAAGUGGAUCAUCCGGCUGUCAAAGAAAUGCAAGCACGGCAACAUUUGGAAAUUCAGUACAAACCUUUUGUCUUAGUGUCUGUGAGUUAUCCACAAGGACUGACCAGAGAAGGAGAAUCAUUGGAGUUGACUUGUAGAGUUGUCGGCAAACCAAAACCAGAAAGAAUCCUGUGGCAAAGACUGGAUGAUGAGCUUCCUGACCAUGCAAUCGUGUCUGGUGACAACCUUUUGAUUACAAAUCUCAAUAAAACAGACAAUGGCACAUACCGAUGUGAAGCUUCAAAUUCUUUAGGAAAAGCCUCUGCUGAUUACAUACUCUUUGUAUACGAUCCCCCCACCACCACCACCACCACCACCACCACCACCAUUCCACCUCCCAAAACUACCUCCACCACAAACUCCACCUCCCUCAUCACCCCAGACGCAAGUGCAACGACAGAGCCAGCGGUUCACGAUACACGGGCAGGAGAGGAAACACCUAUUGUGGUAGAUCAUGCAGUAAUUGGGGGAGUCGUAGCAGUGGUGGUCUUUGCUAUGCUUUGCCUUCUGAUCAUCUUGGGAAGAUACUUUGCCAGGCAUAAAGGAACAUAUUUCACCCAUGAAGCAAAAGGAGCAGAUGAUGCAGCAGAUGCAGAUACAGCAAUCAUCAAUGCAGAAGGUGGCCAGAACAGCUGUGAAGAGAAGAAAGAAUAUUUUAUUUAGCCUUGUGUGUAGGCAUGAGCACUGCUCAGACUCAUUGCCUAAGGAAAGAAGGACCUUCCAGCGUCUCGCGUUUUUUAUCGUUUGGCUAUGGUACGGAUGGAGGAGUGGGGAACCCAUCUGGUAUAAAGUGAUCACCCCUUAACACUCUGUUUAUUGUUUGACACUUUUACUUUCUUUGGGAUAACCAGAGUCUGAAACAUUGGGGAUGGGUGGGUUUAGGUAAAAUGUAUAUUCCAGGCUUCUUGGUGCAGGAGGACUCUGUGUAAAACGUCAUAUCACUGCACAGAGGACACCCUACAGCAGAUCCCUGUGCAUAAGUCUGCAGCAGGCUCCUCCUCCACUGACCGUGUGUAUUUAUCAUCUGCAGAAAAUUUGGUGCCUUGCUUGUUUUUUAUUUCACUUUCCAGAAAUAUUCUUGUUUUCCCGACUGGUUAUUUAGGCCACUACAUGUUAUGGCUGCUCUUCUGUCUGUCCAUAUCUUGUUACUUUAUUCUAAAACUGCAUCUAUGUGUAUUUCAUUCCAGCUACUGUUGGGCAUGCACGUUUUUGUUUCCCAUAGAGAUAGUACCUUAUAUCACUUACUGGUGAUGUCUUAUGAGACUUCCUACUUAGGUUGCUCUUUUUCUGCUAGAAUGAGUUUCCCUUAAGCUUGUUUUCUCUUAAUUUAUCUCAUGUUUCAUGCCUGGCCUGUGUUCUAUAUGCCUAUAUUGCAUCACAUUCUUCUGGGCCUGUCCGCUGUCCAUCUAAUGUCACUUCCUGCUGGGCUUGACUUCUAUCUGUCUGUUUUGCAUCACAUUCUGCUGGACCAGUCUUAUCUUAAGUCACCUUUACUGGCUUGUCUUUUCUCUGUCCAUCUUAUGUUACCUCCAGCUGGACCAGUUGUAUCUCUGCUCAUCUUUUAUCACCUCCUCCUGUGCUUGUCUUCUGUCCAUCUAUUGUCACUUCUUGCUAGGCUUGACAUCUAUCUGUCCAUUUUGCAUCACAUUCUGCUGGGCCUGUCUUCUGUCCAUUUAAUUUUACCUUCUUCUGGGCUUGUCUUCUCUCUGUCCAUUUUAUGUCACAUCCUGCUUGAAUUGUCUUUUAUCUGUCCAUUGUAUCUCAUCUCCCUCAGGGCCUGCCUUCUAUUUGUGCAUCUUGCAACAUCUCUAUAUUAUGUCACUUCCUGCUGGACCUCUCUUCUGUUUGUUUAUCUUUUGUCACUUGCUGCUGGAUUUUCCUUCUGUUUGUCCAUCUGACAUCUCCUACUGUUGUAGCUGUCUUCUAUUUGUCCAUUUUAUGUCCCCUUCUGCUGGGCAUGACUUCUAAUUUUUUCUAUUAUAAUUUUUAUACUUUAUUUAUAAAGUGCUAACAAAUUGUGCAGUACUGUUCAUGAUUAUAUUAUGUGACCUUCAGCUUCACGUCUUCUCUGCUCUUAUCACCACCUGGUUGGCUUAUCUUCCAUCUGCCCAUCUUUAUGUUGCCUUCCUUAAAGCCUGUCUUUUCUUUCUUUAUCUUAUGUCACCAGCUACUGUUGUCUCUGGCCAUCUUUUGUCACUUCCUACAGGUCUUCUAUCUGUUCAUCUAACAUCAUCAACUACUCUGCCUGCCAUAAUGUUGUCCAUUUUAUGUCACCUUCAGCAAGACCAGUCUAAUAUCUGUCCAUCUGUCAUUAUCUCCUGCUGCACCCGUCUUAUCUCUGUCCAUCGUUGGCUACUUACAGUUGGGCUUAUCUUCUAUCUGUUCAUCUGGAGUCGCUUUUUUUCUUCCCUCUGUCCAUCUUUGUCACCUCCUACUGGGCCAGUCUUCUCUUUGUCAAUCUUAUGUGGCAUUUGGCUUUUCCUCCCUAUCUCCAUUUUAUGUCACAAUGUGCUGGAUUUGUCUUCUAUCUGUCCAUUUUAUUUUUUCUCCUGCUAGGCCUACCAUCUCCCGUCCAUAUUUUGUUAGCUCCUACUUUGUGUGUAUUUUACCUGUCCAUCUUACAUCAAGAUAUGCUGAGCCUGUUAUCUCUUAGGCCUCAGGCAGGACCAGUCUUCUCUUAAGUCACCUUUUGCUGGCUUGUCUUCUCUCUUCCAUCGUAUGUCAACUCCAGCUUGACCAGUUGUAUCUCUGCCCAUCUUCUAUCACCUCCUUCUGUGCUUGUCUUCUGUCUAUUUAAUGUCACCUGCUGCUUGGCUUGAGAUCUGUCCAUAUCAUGUCACCUAUUGCUGUACUUGUCUCUGUAAUGUUAACUACUUUUGGGUUUGCCUUCUAUUUGUCUAGCUGAUGUCAUCUCCUGAUGGGCUCUUGUUCUCUGUGUCAAUCUAUAUGGCACCUCCUAAUGGUCUUUUUUACUAACUGUUUAUAUUUGUCAUCUCCAACUGAAUAUACCGUCUCUUUGUCUCGUCUUAUGUCACCUCCAACUUUGCUUGUCCUCUCUCUGUCAAUCUUAUAGCACCAUCUGUUGGUUUUGUCUUCUAUCUGUCUACCUGAUGUCACAUCCAGUUAAACUCCUCUACUUGUGCACCUUACAUCACUUUUUUUCUGGUCCUGUCUUCUGCCUGUUGAUCUCAUGUUGCCUUAUGCUGGGCUAUGUACUUCAGUCUAUCCAACUAAUAUCACUUUUAGUUUGUCCAGCCAAUGUUUUGUUCUUUCUAUAUCACGUGAAUUCAAGUCUCUCCAUCUUACAUAACUUCAUGCUGACUAUAUCUUCUGUUUGUGCUUCUCAUGCAACCUCUUGCUGAGCCUGUGUUUUUGUCUGUAUAUCUCAUGUGACUUCAUGCUGGAACUGCCUUCUAUCUGACCAGGUCAUUUUUUGCUGGGCUUGUGUUUUAGCAUGCCAUUUGCAGUACAUUUUGCUUGGCAUGUAUUCUAGAAAUCCACCAAAGUCUUGAUUUUGCAUCCCCAGAAACCCAGCAUGAGAGGCAGUGAAGUCUCUUUGAUCUUUUAUCGAAAUAAAUCAUCUCUGUUUGUUGGUUACAUGAAGAAACUGUGGGAACCAAUAUAUUUCAACUUACAGAAGCUGCCACCUUUGCCCACCUUGGACUGUUAGUGGGAGAAAGUGAGGUUGUGCCUUUUCUAUCACAAACUAGUUAAAAAUGAGCCAAUUUUGUGGCAGUCUUUCCUCUGUUUGCAAAUUAUUUUGCCAUUCAUAGGUAACCUCACUCUUUUGCUGUUAAUCUCUCUGCUCCCUGUGCCUAUUUUUUUCUGUGCCUUGCUUUGUAUCCCUGUGCCUCCUCCAUAUGUUCUGUGCCCCAUUCAUUUUUCCAUAUGCCCAGUCCCUUCAUAUGAUGCUACCACCCUCCCUGUGCCUCACUGACAUCUUUUCCUGUGUCAAUGUCUUUUUCUGGCCCUGUUUUUCUCAGAACUAUUUCAUGUUUCCUUGUCAUCUUGCUCGCCCUUGUCUGUCCCCCUUUCCUACUCUUCUGUGUGCCACUUGCUUUUAUUCUAUGCUUAUCUCACUUUAUACUUUUUUAUUCUUUGUCUUUCAUCUCUGUAAUUACAUCUGUUUCUUCCCGUGUGCUUCAUCCUCCCAUGUAUGGCUGUGUUUUGUUAACUCAUCUCUCUCCUGUUUUUAAUAUACUUUCCCUUUAUGUUCUGACCAGACAUUCUUUUUAUCAACUUCCAUUCUUUUCUCCACUCUUUCAUCUCUUUCUUUUCCUGUUUCUCUUCCAUUUUUCUUACAUCCAUUCUCCCCAUUUUAUUUUCUUCUUUCUUCCUGUUCACAGUCUGUUCUCCUCCCUUCUUUGUGCCACUUAACAUUUUCUUUCAAGGAGGCAUAGCGCUCUCUCGAUCUCUGCACCCCUGUGUAUUCACCCUUGUUUCCCAUUCACAGCAUUAAAGGUGCAGUUUCCCUUAAUGCUUACGCAUUUUGCCCUUAUGAGAGCUGCUAUAAAAUGCAGUCUAUAUUAUAGAUUCUGUAGUAUUAUUGUGCUGUCUGGAGGGUUCAGUCUAAAUUUGUUAAUUAAAACAAUGUAAAAUACCAUUGCUAUUAUAGAAGGUGUUAGCAAGCUAAGUGCUUUGCUGUAUUGUCAUCUUAACUGUGAUUUGCUUAAUAGAAUUGCAUUUGUACUGUGUAAUACUGAUCUUAUAUUUGGAGUUAUUUAAAGAUGGCCACCAAGCAGAGAGGAUAUUUUAAACUGCACCCACUGAAAAUGGUCAAGAGUAUGCAAUGCUACUGACCUGCCAUGUGUGGGCGCUCUUUCCUUGCACCCCCUCCCCAACCCAGGAACAUAGAAUAAAAUAUUUCUCCUAUUAUCUGUGAGGUUAUAUUAAGAUUCCAGUUGUGUGGUUUUUGCUAGGCCUAGCAUGACUAAUGUGCUUUCAUGUGGUGGAUUCAACUAAUAACUGCACAGAAGCGGAGCAGGCCAAGGACAAACCAGCGGGAACACAAGAAAGCCAUACCCUCAUCACCCUCUUUCUGGAUAAACCUGCCCCAAUAACCUUAAUAAAACAUACAGAUAUCACCUGGGUUCUUCUGUUUUUCUAUGAAAGCCUUCAGUUUUGAGGAAACUUUUUUGCUGCAAUUAAUGAAUUUAAAUCAUAAAUACUUUAACCCUAGUACUUGUGAAGAUAUUGGGUCCCUGAAUGAGAUUACUGUGUGUGAUGUGUAUCCCUGGGCUGCCCCUAUAUGAUCAUUUCUUUUCUGUGGUGUGUAUUACUGUGCCCCUCAAGGAUUAUGCCUGACGGGAACUGAUUACGGGCUGCCCCCCAAGCUGUUUAUGAAUUAUAUAGCUGGGGCAUCCUUCUCGGUGAAUGCUCCUCUCGGAGUAUCUGCAUGCUGCCUCCCUGCACUCACAGACCAGGAUACCAACACAAUGUAUAUCUGGCUUCUCACUGCUCGCUUCAUAGUGUCACAAAAUGACUUGAGGUAUCUGCUAGUUUUUAUUCUUUUUAAGAUGUUAGGUAAUGGCCAUCUUUAAUACUCCCUAAGUAUGCUAUUUAAGGUGGAAAUGAGGGGUCACAGAGGGACAUUCCUCAUGUAGGCUGUGUGCAAGUCUUGUUUCCCGUGUAAGCGCUUGUGUUUCCUCUCGGUGGCUCCGGGAGGCAGUUUUGUUCUUGUUUUUGCUUGUCUCAGGUCCCUGUGUCCCCUGUGUGUUCUGUCUCAGGUAGGCUGCUAAACUUUAGGCCCCACAUAUCAAAUGGAAGCUCAGAUUGAUCAUAUCAUGGAUAGAUAAUCAUUUUCUCCUCCCCCCCCUUUUUUUUUUUUUUUUUGCUUUUUAGUUGUAUUAUUUCUGUAUUUUUUAAUAUACGGUAAACUGUUUGAAAUGUAUUGUUGAGUAUUACUUUGUAAGAAAAUGAUAAUAAAACAUAAAAUCAUGUCA
Molecule: messenger RNA, 6713 nt
Organism: Bombina bombina (fire-bellied toad)
Lineage: Eukaryota; Metazoa; Chordata; Amphibia; Anura; Bombinatoridae
Gene: CADM1
Product: cell adhesion molecule 1
Exons: 12
Coding region: 34-1434 (466 amino acids)
Biological process (GO): susceptibility to natural killer cell mediated cytotoxicity; cell recognition; detection of stimulus
Cellular component (GO): synapse; plasma membrane; neuron projection
Molecular function (GO): signaling receptor binding
Source: RefSeq, a predicted model, not a curated record